Dendronephthya gigantea is the source of this 3338-nucleotide messenger RNA. RefSeq names its product WD repeat-containing protein 19-like. The coding region runs from base 15 to 3314 and encodes 1099 amino acids. Gene Ontology annotation, cellular component: cilium; intraciliary transport particle A. Gene Ontology annotation, biological process: intraciliary retrograde transport; cilium assembly. The transcript has 39 exons. Gene Ontology annotation, molecular function: protein binding. The record is from RefSeq and is a predicted model, not a curated record. NCBI's taxonomy places the organism in Eukaryota, Metazoa, Cnidaria, Anthozoa, Malacalcyonacea, Nephtheidae.
GCGAUGGUUAUAUAAUGAUAGGUUUCAACAGUGGUUAUUUUGUUGUUAUUUCAACUCAUAUGAAGGAAAUUGGACAGGAAUUAUUUCAGACUCGUGACCACAAAGAUCUUCUCACAGAUAUAGCAAUCUCACUUGAACUGAAUAAGGCAGCAUCGUGUGGGGAUAGCAGUGUCAAAAUCCAUGAUCUAACGGAAAUGAAAGAAAUAUACUCGAUAAUUACCAUUGAAGAUGCUGGAGGAUCACUUGAUAAGAUUGAAUGGACAGCUGAUGGACAACUUCUUGCAGUUAGUACAAUGAAAGGUGCAAUUCAUGUUUAUUUGACCAAGCUGCCAGUUCUUGGAGACUCUCAUCAAACUCGACUUGCGUAUUUAACAUCAUUGCGAGAGGUCACAAUCGUCGACAGCGUAAACCAGGAAAGACCAGUCAUGGUUGACUUGUCUAUUGAACCAACAUUUCUCGCUCUCGGUCCUUAUCAUAUGGGUGUAGGGAUGAAUAAUCGUGCGUGGUUUUACGUCUUUAACCAAACAGUUGAGCCUCAGAAAGAUAAGGAAUAUCUUGGCACUGUCAAGAAGAUGUGUUUAAAUGCAGAUUAUGCUGCAGUAAUGUUUGACAAUCGUAUUCAACUUCAUUUGAUCGAAAGUGAUGGCAUGGAUGGAAAUGAUGCAAGAGAAACCCGAUUAUUUCCUGAAAAGAAAACCGAUGGAAAUAUCACUUGUUUUGGCUUAACUCCAGAUUUCCUAAUUUAUGCAACAGAUUCUGGUUCCUUGUUCUACUUCUUCAUCGAAGACUGGAAAUUUGUUAAUGAGUUUCGACACGUUGUUGGUAUUCGUAAAUUGUUUGUGGAUCAAAGUGGUACCAAACUCCUUUUCUUGGAUGAUAAAAGCGACGGUUAUAUUUACUGUCCGGCUAAUGAUACUACUUUUGAAGUUCCUGACUUUUCACCCAACAUAAUCGGAGUUGUUUGGGAAAGUUAUUCGUUUGAUAAGGACGUGUUCUGUGCAUAUGAUGAAGAAAAUAUCUAUACAUAUAUAUUUUACCGCGAGACAGUUCAAGGUUCUCGAUGCAUAAUAGCAGGUGCUACAAAACUUCCCUUCGGUCACUUUCCUCUUAUUCUGUACAACGGAGAACUCACUUGUCAGACUCAAAGUGGGAAGACAGCAGAACUACGCUUAUCCAGCCACUCGUUCCUUCAGAAACCACAAGAUGUUGCUGUUUCCGAGCUUUUGGAUUCAUUCAAACAGUGUUUAACUCUAAAAAGGUUUAACGAGGCGUGGGCAAUAUGUAGAGUGGUGGAUAAGAAGGAUACUUGGAUGGAUCUUGCUAAGAGUGCUUUAGAACAUUUAGAGAUCGAACUAGCAAUUAAAGUUUUUCGAAAGAUGGAGGAUGUUGGGAUGGUUUUGUCACUAGACGAAGUCAAGGAUGUAGAAGAUAAAAAUCUCUUGUCUGGUUACAUUGCCAUGUUUAUGGAGAAUUACAAUCUAGCCCAGGAAUUAUUUAUGGCCUCAACGAAUCCUUCAGCAGCAUUGGAGAUGCGUCGAGACUUGUUGAAUUGGGACCAAGCAUUAGAACUGGCCAAGAGUCUUGCUCCUGAUCAAAUACCAUUUAUCUCUCGUGAAUAUGCACAACAGUUGGAGUUCACUGGUGAUUAUGCCAACGCUUUAUUACAUUAUGAGAAAGGGGUAACGAAACUUCCAGAGGAAAAGAACCAUGAUGACGCAUGCAUGGGAGGUGUUGCAAGAAUGUCUAUAAGAAUGGGAGAUAUUCGACGUGGUGUGGGUCUGGCGACAAAUAGCCCAAGUCGACAAUUAAAGAAAGAAUGCGCAAGUAUUUUAGAAAACAUUAAGCAAUAUGGAGAAUCCGCAGUUUUGUAUGAAAAAGCAGAGUACUGGGACAAGGCAGCAACCGUCUAUAUUAAAACGAAAAAUUGGAACAAAGUUGGUUCAUUACUAUCUCAUAUUUCAUCUCCAAAACUUCAUAUUCAAUAUGCUAAAGCAAAAGAAGCCGAUGGAAGAUACAAAGAAGCAGCCAGGGCUUAUGAAGCUGGCAAGGAUUAUGAUAACGUUAUAAGGGUUUACUUGGAUUAUUUGCAAAAUCCAGAGGAGGCCGUGAGAGUCGUGAAAGAAACCCAGUCGGUUGAAGGAGCAAAGAUGGUCGCCAAAUUUUUUCAAAAUCUCGGUGAUUUUUCCUCUGCUAUUCAGUUUCUUGUUUUGUCAAAAUGCAAUGACGAGGCUUUUCAAAUGGCUCAGGCCCACAAUCAAAUGGAACAGUAUGCCGAAAUUAUUGGUGAUGACUGUACCCCAGAUGAUUAUUCCAGUAUGGCGUUACAUUUUGAACAAAAGAAACAACAUUUCCUGGCUGGAAAGUUCUUUUCUAAGGCUGGUCAAUACAGCAAGGCGUUGAAACAUCUGUUAAAAUGCCCAGCCAGCGAAGACGGUCAAGCAAUCGAACUAGCGAUUGAAACGGUUGGUUUGGCCAAGGAUGACGCUCUAACUCAUCAAUUGAUUGAUUAUCUUAUGGGUGAAGUUGAUGGUAUGCCCAAGGAUGCUAAAUACGUGUUUCGCAUAUACAUGGCAUUAGAGCAAUAUCGUGAAGCUGCAAAAACUGCCAUCAUUAUUGCCCGGGAGGAUCAAUCAGCAGGGAAUUACAGGAAUGCUCACGAUGUUUUAUUUGGAAUGUAUCAAGAACUUCUUCAACACAAGAUCAAAAUACCAACAGAAAUGAAACAGAAUUUAAUGAUUCUUCACAGCUACAUUUUGGUCAAGGUUCACGUUAAACGUGGAGACCAUUUAAAAGGUGCCCGUAUGUUGAUACGUGUUUCCAACAACAUCAGCAAAUUCCCAUCCCAUAUUGUACCAAUCUUGACUUCAACUGUGAUUGAGUGUCAUCGUGCGUCACUUCGUAACUCAUCAUUCAGUUAUGCCGCCAUGUUGAUGAGGCCUGAAUAUAGAAAGGAUGUUGACUUGAAAUACAAAAAGAAAAUUGAACAAAUUGUCAGGAAACCUGACAAAACAGAAGAAGAGGAACCGAGUGAUGCAUGUCCUUAUUGUGAAUAUCUUCUUCCCCAAACUAAACUGGAUUGUCCUGACUGUAAGAAUAACAUCCCAUAUUGCAUCAUUACGGGACGACACAUGCUGAAGGACGACUGGUCUGCUUGUCCAAGUUGUAAUUUCCCUGCUUUGUAUUCCGAGCUGAAAAGUUUUUUAGAUGGAGGUGAAGGUAUUUGUCCUAUGUGUUCAGAAAAGAUCAACUUCAAUGAUACAAAGUUCAUCAAAGAUCCUGCUCAAUAUCUCAAAAACGAUGAAUCGGAAGCUUGAACUAACUUUUAUUUCUGAAAUUUC